GAGCGACAUUGCUGACGUCUCUAGACUCUGGUGUAAAGCACUCUGGAGUCCCUGCAAGGGUAAAACACAACUCUGCUGUUCAUUUAAUGCGACCCCCUCCCGUGCCUCCUUCCAGCCGUCUAGAAGCUGUUGAGUCGUCAGAAACUAGCCUGGAAUGAUGCAAAUAUUCUUCCUACUCGUUUUCCGGAUAUAUUUGCUCCUUGUUGGCGUCCGUCGCUCCCUCUUGCGACUUGAACCCCCAACUGCACCAUGAACGAAUAUACAGAUGACGCGCAUGUGUUUAUCCGAGUGCGCCUGCAGCCGGGACGGUGUUUCUCGAAGUUGUGCUGCUACUAUUAAUACCGCCUAAUGAACUUAGUCCUAAAGGCGGUUGGUCUUCUCACAUCGCUUGUAUUCGCCGUUCCAGGGUGGGAGGAGGAGGCGGAGGCGUGGCAAAGGGGUUGCGCUGGCUUUCGACUCUUAGCGCGUUGCAGUGCCUCCCUCCCCCGUGCGCGCCGCUCCACCGAAUGGAAGAAACGGAAACCAUGUUUUAAAGUUUCGUUUCUCAUCCAAGCUGAUCCAUAACCAUCCCCUUUAGAACACCGCUGUGGUCUUUCGAUGCGUUGCACCACACAUGCAGCAGAGUGUAAACAUAAAAUAGUGAGUGUACCUGUUUAAAUAGAAUUAAAAGUCGAACCAAAUAUUGGUGGUGGAAGCCUCCCUCCUCUCGACACAUGAGCUCUCUACCAAAUUACUCUGGAGCCAGAAUAUCUGGCUGCUGGACACUAAGAUCUGAUGGCGGUGGGGCUGGUGAUGGCUCACUUGACCGCCUCCUUCCCUCAGUAAGCACAGGCCUUUCACCCCGAAAAAGGACCACCAGCCAGUGCAAGUCUGAGCCACCUCUCCUCCGCACCUCGAAGCGCACCAUUUACACUGCUGGGCGCCCCCCCUGGUACAAUGAACAUGGCACCCAGUCCAAAGAGGCCUUUGUCAUUGGUCUGUGUGGUGGCAGUGCUUCAGGGAAGACAACCGUUGCUAGAAAAAUCAUUGAAGCUCUAGAUGUUCCAUGGGUUGUCCUACUUUCCAUGGACUCCUUUUACAAGGUCCUCUCCUCAGAACAGCAGAGUCGGGCUGCCAGUAACGACUACAACUUUGACCACCCUGAUGCUUUUGACUUUGAUUUACUGACGCACACCGUACGCAAACUCAAGCAGGGCAAGAGCGUGAAAAUCCCUGUGUAUGACUUCACAACUCAUGGACGGCAGAAGGAGUGGAAAACAGUGUAUGGAGCUAGUGUUAUCAUCUUUGAGGGGAUCAUGGCCUUUGCAGAUAAGGCGCUUUUGCAGUUGCUGGACAUGAAGAUCUUUGUGGAAACUGACUCGGACAUCAGGCUCGUGCGGCGGCUGAGGAGGGACAUAACUGAGAGAGGCCGGGACAUCGAGGGCGUCAUCAAACAGUACAACAAGUUUGUCAAACCGGCCUUUGAGCAGUACAUUGAGCCCACCAUGCGCCUGGCUGAUAUUGUGGUGCCUCGUGGUGGCGGCAACAUGGUUGCCAUUGAUUUGAUAGUGCAGCACGUCCACAGUCAGCUGGAGGAGAGGAAACUUCGCUGGGAUAUGGCAGCCCUGGCCUCCGCUCACCAAGCCCAACCCCUCCCCCAGACUCUUAGUGUUCUGGAGAGUACACCCCAGGUCAGGGGCAUGCACACCAUCAUCAGAAACAAGGAAACCAGCCGAGAUGAGUUCAUCUUUUACUCCAAGAGGUUGAUGCGUCUGUUGAUUGAGCGAGCGCUCUCCUUCCUCCCGUCACAGCUCCACAUAGUCCAGACCCCCCAGGGAGAAGAUUAUGAAGGCAGGACUUUCCACGGGAAGAGGAUCACUGGCGUGUCCAUCUUGCGAGCCGGAGAGACCAUGGAGCCAGCUCUGAGGGCCGUGUGUAAGGAUGUCCGCAUCGGAAAAAUCCUUAUCCAGACCAACCAGGACACAGGAGAGCCAGAGGUCCAGCUUCACUACCUGCGUCUCCCCAAAGACAUAAGUGAAGAUCAUGUGAUUCUGAUGGACUGCACCGUGUCCACUGGCGCUGCAGCCAUGAUGGCGGUUCGAGUCCUACUGGACCAUGAUGUACAAGAGGACAAGAUCCUCUUGGUUUCUCUGCUAAUGGCUGAAAUGGGGGUCCAUUCAGUGGCCUACGCCUUCCCACAGGUCAAGAUCAUCACCACAGCAGUAGACAAGAAGGUCAACGAUCUAUUCCACAUCAUACCUGGCAUUGGAAACUUUGGGGAUAGAUACUUUGGAACCGAUGCACCUCCUGAUUGGAGCGAUGAUGACAUGGACGAGCCCAGUUACUGAUUCUUCAUGAAUCAUUGGCGGUGCACUAGCUCAUCAGGUGGUCCAGCAUGAUGAGCAAAAAAUUGACAAUGUACAGUUGUUUUUCUUGCAGCUUUUAAAUUAUUUGAUUGAUUAUGAAGAUGUAUUGUGAUAUGACACAUUUUUGUACAGUAUGUUAACUUUCGCUUUGCUGUUUAACUGGGUUGGCCUUAAAAGUGCAAUACUGUGGAUGACACAACAAAUGUGCAAAUGUAUACACACCGUGAGAAGAAAACUUUAGAAUUGCCUUUAUCUGCUAUGCAGCACACGACGUAACAACGUUUCCAUUCAAGAACCAUUCAUUCGGAAAUGUGUCAGUAAGUUUGUUUUGUUUUUUUUAGUAUGGCUGUUUUUUUUAAUAGUUCUAGUUCAAACCUUUCCUUUUUGUUGGUGUCAAAUGUUGCAGUGUGCAGAAAUAUGGACAUACUGUACCACUGAAUGACGAGCCAGCAAGCAAGGUCUAAAUAGUUAUGACACAGACUUUGUUUCUGUUACGUGAAUUGUUCAUUUCAUUUUGUUAGGGUUAGGGCUAACCCUAACCCCUAACCCUAGCCCUAACCCUAACACCACCCUAUCCACUGUAGCAGUAUUGAAAAAAAGUAAAGGUUAAAUCCUAUAACGUGCAGACUUUUGAUGCUGUAUUCAAGGGACUUUAUUGCUCUUCUCUGUGCAAUCACGCCACAGCACAAGUUUCUCACGGCCAAGUGCUGCUGUUAACACGUCAUUUUGUUGUCAUUCAUACAUUUGCAGUUUGCACUGUUUUGUUUACAACUUCUGAUGCAUGUUUUUUAUAUGUUCAAUAAAAGUGCAAUGCUUUCAAA
This is a messenger RNA of Dunckerocampus dactyliophorus (ringed pipefish), 3166 nucleotides long. It is a transcript of the gene uckl1b, whose product is annotated as uridine-cytidine kinase 1-like 1b. The record is from RefSeq and is a predicted model, not a curated record. Gene Ontology annotation, cellular component: cytoplasm. The transcript is spliced from 15 exons. Gene Ontology annotation, molecular function: kinase activity; ATP binding. Lineage: Eukaryota; Metazoa; Chordata; Actinopteri; Syngnathiformes; Syngnathidae. Bases 714 to 2327 code for a protein of 537 amino acids.